AUGUUUAAAAAGAAGCCAACGAUCAAGAACCUCUCGCCUCUACGUUCUUCUGACCGAAGGAAGAUCGCCGACCAAAUCAUCAAAAAUUACCAGAUCUCCGUUCCCACAAAUUCCCAAGAGGAAUCAGGGCCUACCUCAAGCCUCACGUCAAUCCGAAAUGCGCUUCUCCCCGAUAACUCUUUGACAGCUCGGUUCACGACAACCGCUGGUCCAGACUUGCGCGAGCUCACAGGAAUUGUGUAUGUCGGCACACACCCGGAUGGAGAAGAGCGAGUGUUAUGGUUCAAGCUCGAGCAUGGCCCCGGUGCCGAUAAACGACUAUACCCGACUGUCUACACAUUAUGGCACAACCCCAACUUGGUCCCCCUUCUCUAUACCCCAGAGUUCGUCAUGGGGAAGCUCCAUGGCGGAGCUGACCUUAUGACGCCCGGUCUCGCGAAUGAACCUCCUUUCCCCCAGAGAGCGGUUAAGGGUGCUGUUGUUGCGGUCGCAAGUGUCGACAAGCACUCAGUGCCUGUGUUCGUUGGUAUAUGUGAAAUAGAUGUAUCGGCUCUUGGGGAAGUUCAAGGUACUAAGGGUCAGGCAGUCCGGGGUCUGCAUUGGGAGGGCGAUGAGCUUUGGACAUGGAGCUCUGCAUCACGACCGGGUCGCCCAUCACCAGAUUAUUUGGAGGGCUGGGACGAAGAUAGGGAUGCUGAUGGUGAUGACGACGACGAUAAUGAGCUUGAUGAGCUUGAAGAAAUGACGCUCGAGGACAAAGUUUCUCCCGCGGAAAACCUCGAGACGUCAAGCGACAAGCCUGCUCCAGCAGAGGAGCUCGUGAAUGAUGAGGAACCGGAGCCGACCACAAAGGAAAUUGACGACGCCUUUGUCAAUGCCUUUGUUUAUGCCCUCUACAAACUGAAGCAAUAUAACCCUACUGCCACCAAUCAUGCCCUCCCAUUGCCAAUCACACCUUCAGCACUGGUGGCCAAUCUCAUCACCCCGUACCUUCCAGUCUACACUCCCCAGCAAGUCCAAUUCUACAACAUCAAAAAGACUAGCUGGAAGAACGUGAAGAAAUUCAUGAAGCAUCUGGACAAGUUAAAGCUUGUCAAAAGCAAAGAUCGCAAUGGCCAAGAGACAGUCAUCUUGGAUGUGGACUUUGAGGAUCAGCGGGUUCAACGAUUCGUUCCAUACCGACUACCUUCACCUCGAGCACUCGAGGGCAGUAAGGCAUCCACGUCAGAGGGCAAGAAGCCUUCGGCAACAGAUGGAUCUGACCCUUCAGUGGGCCAGACAAUCACUGUGCAAAAUCUGUACAGGCCCUCUGGCAAAUUGAUGCCCACUGUGUUCCCUGCUCUCGCUGCUGGCAACGCGAACAACUACUACAAACACACCGACGUGUCAUCCCAUUUGGAUAAAUACCUCACAUCACAGGACCCACCAAUUGUGUCCAAGGAAAACCGGAGAAUCAUUACUCUGAAUCCCUUCCUUGCCAACACCAUCUUCACUGGAUCGUCCCCCGAAGACAACAGCACGCUUUCCCGUGGAAAGGUCACGCGUGAUGGUCUUUUGAAACGCAUCAUGGAGGACAAGUCACUCAUGCAGCCACAUCACGUCAUCUUGAAGACUGGCCAGACCAUCGCAGAUGUCAAGCCAAAGGCAGGUGCUGCGCCCAAGGUUACUGUGACACUCGAAAAGCGCACAGGAUCCAAAACUGUCACCAAAGCCGUACACCUAGAAGUUUUUGGUGUUAUCCCUACUCUUCUGGCCCAAGAGCUACAGAAGAAGUGUGCGGGUAGUACUAGUGUGACUCAGGCUACUGGAGCUCCCAAGGGUGUCAUGGAGGUAUUGGUGCAGGGUGAUCAGCGGAAGGCUAUUGAAACUGCACUUGUCCGCCGUGGAUUGAGGCCGCAGUUGAUUGAGGUGGUUGAUAAGACUAAAAAGAAGAAGAACUAA
Molecule: messenger RNA, 1941 nt
Organism: Penicillium salamii
Lineage: Eukaryota; Fungi; Ascomycota; Eurotiomycetes; Eurotiales; Aspergillaceae
Source: the annotation of a GenBank genome assembly